AGAGAAACUCAUAGCAGCCAACAUGGCCAAAAUGCCCAAGAUGGUAGCUGACUGGCGGAGAGAAAAGUAUGAAACCAAGCAGAAGCUAAAGGAGGAGAAAGCCCGCCGUGCAAAGUUACUGUCCGAAGCCAGAGAGCGCUUUGGCUACACGGUGGACCCCCGCAGCAAAAAGUUCUUGGAAAUGGUUGCCGAAAUAGAAAAGGAAGAGAAGAAGAAGAAGAAACUAAUGAAACGCAGACUGAAAGAGAGCCAGGCGGCAGCCCCUGUCACACCUCCUGCUGCCUCCUCGUAGUCUUGGACUGAGUCAUUUGAGACUUAAAUAACUGUUGGGCCUUGGUCUGUCUGUAUUUAAUGAGAUGGAAGGUAUGCUGCAUAACACAGCUCAGUGGAAUGGUUGUUAUAGAGCAUAUAAAGUCCUUGUUUUGUGUUACUGCAUCUGAAAUGACCUGGAAUUGAUUAAACAUUCAUUCAUGUUUUCUUCUGUAAAAAAAAAGUAUCCAUAGUUGUUUGUCAUAUUUAUGUUAAUUUGACCUGUCACAAAAAUAAAUUUCUAUCUGUACAGACUGCA
Molecule: messenger RNA, 568 nt
Organism: Morone saxatilis (striped sea-bass)
Lineage: Eukaryota; Metazoa; Chordata; Actinopteri; Moronidae
Product: growth arrest and DNA damage-inducible proteins-interacting protein 1-like
Exons: 1
Coding region: 23-292 (89 amino acids)
Cellular component (GO): nucleus
Source: RefSeq, a predicted model, not a curated record